AUGUAUCUCAUAUCCAUGUGUGAGUCUGGUUACAGUCCAGCCCCCCCGCAGGCGGACCCCUCCACCUCCUCCUCUGCAUCCUCCUCCACAUCCACUGCCACCACCACAAAGGCAGAGGAGAAGAAGCUUUUAUCCAAAGACUCCAUCCUAUCUUUGUACGCCAGCAGCUCAGUGGCAAGCCAGCCGCAGAGCCAGCAGCAGCCUGUUACAGGACAAGCAGGGAUGUUCGUUGGCCAGCCUCAGAUGCAGUUCUCUCCGCAGGGUUUCACUCCAGGGAUGGGUGGGGGGGCCAUGAUGUCCGGCAUGUCGGUGCCUAAUGGCGGCUACAUGAGCAUGCAGCAGCAGGGGGGGGUGUUAGCCAACCAGGGGCCGCAGCAAGGACAGUGGGGCAUGAACAAGAUGACCCAGCAGAUGUCAGGCAUGGCAGUGAGUGGCCAGUCAGGCCCCCCGUGGCCUCGGCUGGCGCCGCCCCCACCCGGACGGUCUUCUGGCCAGACCCUCAGCACUCCAAAGCUGUGGAGAG
Messenger RNA from Notothenia coriiceps (black rockcod), 523 nucleotides. RefSeq names its product stromal membrane-associated protein 1-like. The transcript has 4 exons. The annotation marks the transcript as partial. The record is from RefSeq and is a predicted model, not a curated record. Lineage: Eukaryota; Metazoa; Chordata; Actinopteri; Perciformes; Nototheniidae.